Messenger RNA from Gadus macrocephalus (Pacific cod), 2274 nucleotides. It is a transcript of the gene got1, whose product is annotated as glutamic-oxaloacetic transaminase 1, soluble. The record is from RefSeq and is a predicted model, not a curated record. Gene Ontology annotation, biological process: L-aspartate biosynthetic process. Lineage: Eukaryota; Metazoa; Chordata; Actinopteri; Gadiformes; Gadidae. The transcript has 9 exons. Gene Ontology annotation, cellular component: cytosol. The coding region runs from base 90 to 1322 and encodes 410 amino acids. Gene Ontology annotation, molecular function: pyridoxal phosphate binding; L-aspartate:2-oxoglutarate transaminase activity.
GUGAAGGGAAAGUCCAUCUCUUUCAUCCCGUGAACAUCUCCUGAAUUUCCUACCUUCUCCCGUCUGACAAUAUUCUCUGAUAUUGAAUAAUGUCGGUGUUCCGCGACGUCACCCAGGCGGUCCCCGUUGCUGUCUUCAAACUAUCUCAAGAUUUCAAUAAUGACCAGGAUCCCAACAAGGUGAACCUCGGAGUGGGAGCCUACAGGACGGACGAGGGGCUGCCCUGGGUUCUGCCCGUGGUGAAGAAGGUGGAGAAGGUGAUCGCCCACGAUGACCGCCUGAACCACGAGUACCUGCCCAUCCUGGGUCUGCCCCAGUUCAGGUCCUGGGCGUCUAAGAUCGCGCUGGGCGCCGCUAGCCCUGCGGUCCAGGAGGACAGGGUGGGAGCAGUGCAGUGUCUGGGGGGGACGGGGGCUCUGAAGAUAGGAGCCGAGUUCCUCCGGCGCUUCCACAACGGCAGCAACAACACCAAGACACCCGUCUACGUGUCCGCACCUACCUGGGAAAACCACAACGCGGUGUUCGUCAGCGCCGGCUUUGAGGACGUGCGUUCCUACAAGUACUGGGAUGCCCAGAACAGAGGCUUGGAUCUGGCUGGUUACCUUGGUGACCUGGAGACGUGCCCAGAGCACUCCAUCUUUGUUCUGCAUGCAUGUGCCCACAACCCCACCGGCACCGACCCCACGCAGGAGCAGUGGAUGAAGAUCGCUGAGGUCAUGAUGAGGAGGAGGCUCUUCGUGUUCUUCGACUCGGCCUACCAGGGGUUCGCCUCAGGCGACCUGGACAAGGACGCCUGGGCCAUCCGCUACUUCGUCUCCAUGGGCUUUGAGAUGUUCUGCGCUCAGUCCUUCUCCAAGAACUUUGGCCUCUACAACGAGCGCGUGGGCAACCUGACCAUCGUGGCUCGCGACCCUGACAACCUGCAGCGCGUCCUGUCCCAGAUGGAGAAGAUCGUGCGGACCACCUGGUCCAACCCUCCGUCCCAGGGCGCCCGCCUGGUCGCCAUCACGCUCAGCGACCCGGGGCUCUUCGAGGACUGGAAGGCCAACGUGAAGACCAUGGCGGACCGGGUUCUGCUGAUGCGGGCCCAGCUUCAGGCUAAGCUGCAGGCCCUGAGGACCCCGGGGACCUGGGGCCACAUCACCCAGCAGAUCGGCAUGUUCAGCUUCACCGGCCUCAACCCCAAACAGGUGGAGUACAUGGUCAAGGAGAGGCACGUGUACCUUAUGGCCAGCGGCCGCAUCAACAUGUGCGGCCUGACCACCAAGAACAUUGACUAUGUGGCCCAGUCCAUCCACGCCACGGUCACCAGCGUCCAGUAGAGGUUCUGCUCACCGGGGGGGGGGGGGGGGGGGGGGGCAUAAGUUCAUUUUAUGCCCCGGCGCUUUUUACUAGGAUUUCAACUUGUAUUUGCUAUCAGCACACACUACUUCCCCACCGUUUGAUCCGCCACUCCGGUCCAUUCCCAGAGGAGUUGACGGGCUCAUUGGUGCUUACCUUAGAAUUUAAUUAGGUUUUUAAUCUCUUAACACACACCCAAACACGCACACACCAAAGCACAUCACAGAGAAGUGUGUCAUCUCCAGGCAAUAUGUUGAACAUCAUGGCUGAAUUAACUUGUAUACUUAUUCAUCGCCGGAGAACAAACCGGGUGUUCAGCUUUGGCCGAACACAUCUCAGCUGUGGAGUUGGAUUGGGAGUUUGAAGGAAGAAUUAAAAAUGGACUUGAUCAUGGGUUGCCAUGACCUAGCUGUUGAGCAAUUGAUCAAAUCGGUAACACUAGAUUAUUAUUGUUGUUUAUUGUUUCUUGAAUGGAUCCCCAUUAGCCGAUGCCGAGGCGGGAGCUAGUUUAUUAUUAAAUACAAUGUUGAUGUACUUUAUUGUUUAUAUACUGUAAUUUAUCCAGCAGAUGUUAUUAUCUCAGGUGUGGGCUCCAGUAUGCCUGUAUUGGGACCACGUUCUUGAGCAGGAUAUCUGUGUGCUAAUGAUGCUAACAGCGCGUGACUUCAGGUUGGGACUUAAAACCUCAGCUACCAUUUUGGGGCAGCUUGUCUGUGUCUGUGUCUACUGCUAAAUGUCCCUGGCAGCGCCUGCCUAGUCAAGGUACAGCAGGGUUGGUAUUUAAGUUGCACAGCACUAAUCGUGUAUAAAGAGUGCAUAAAGUGUCUGUAUAACCAACUGGGUAUGGCAUCAUGCCGUGACUCCCAGAUUGGGAACCCAGAACCCUGUAAUGUGAAAUAAUGAAGAACUUCAGAAUAAAUGCUUUGUAAGUCG